Neolamprologus brichardi is the source of this 1566-nucleotide messenger RNA. RefSeq names its product potassium channel tetramerisation domain containing 12.1 (gene kctd12.1). Gene Ontology annotation, molecular function: protein binding. The record is from RefSeq and is a predicted model, not a curated record. Gene Ontology annotation, cellular component: signaling receptor complex; postsynaptic membrane; presynaptic membrane. Lineage: Eukaryota; Metazoa; Chordata; Actinopteri; Cichliformes; Cichlidae. Gene Ontology annotation, biological process: protein homooligomerization; regulation of G protein-coupled receptor signaling pathway.
UUCAAUAGUUAAAUGUUAAUUCAGCAGUCACCUCCCGGUACGCACGCACGCAGUAAGCCCAAGCUUCAUAAACGAGCUCCUGCCGCUGUGGUGUCUCAGUGUUUCCACUGAUUCCACAUCAGUGAAGCAGCUCAGAGAAGAUGGCACUGGCAGACACCGAGCGCGGAGUGUCCAGCUGCGGGGAUUCGGGCGCCCAGUUUUCCGAGAUCAUCGAGCUGAAUGUCGGCGGACAGGUUUAUGUCACCAGACACAAAACUCUGAUCGCUGUCCCAGACUCACUCUUGUGGAACAUGUUCAGCAAGAAGUCACCCAAGGAGUUGGCGAGAGACAGCAAAGGGCGCUUCUUCUUGGACAGGGAUGGGUUCUUGUUCCGCUACAUCCUCGACUAUCUCCGAGACCUCAACUUGGUCCUCCCGGACUACUUCCCCGAGAAAAGUCGGCUGCAGAGAGAGGCUGACUUUUUCCAGCUUCGGGACCUCGCAAAACGCCUCAAUCCCCGGGUGAGUAAAGAGAAUUCAAUCAGUGAGGAGAUCAGCCAGAGCGACACAGAAGAGGGCGGGCAGCAGUGCGGCUCCUCCGGCGGUUUGGAGACUUUACGCACCAUGUCUGUCAGCGGAGCCAUGCGCUCCCCGUCUCUGGACUCUAGAAAGUCCGGCUACAUCACGAUAGGAUACCGCGGCUCGUACACUAUUGGCAGAGACAUCCAAACCGAUGCCAAGUUCAGGAGAGUGGCGCGCAUCACAGUUUGCGGUAAGACCUCUCUGGCCAAAGAAGUGUUUGGGGACACGCUGAAUGAGAGCAGAGACCCGGACAGGCCCCCUGAGAGAUACACAUCCCGGUACUAUCUCAAGUAUAAUUUUCUAGAGCAGGCAUUUGACAAGCUGACAGAAGCGGGAUUCCACAUGGUGGCCUGCAGCUCCACAGGCACUUGUGCCUACACCAGCAACGAUCCCAAUGAGGACAAAAUUUGGACAAGCUACACUGAAUACGUUUUCUGUCGGGAAUAACCAACACCAUUCGCGCCACGUCCGUGUAAAUAUACCUACAUUUCACACCACAGAGGAAUGUCUUCGAAGAGUAGUGCAGUUUCUGUGCUGAUUGGUGACUUUUGUUAAGGAGUGACUGUACCAUAUUGCUCCAUUAUUGCCAGAAAUUAGACACAAAAUGCUCCCUCACCCCCCAAAAAAUUAUUUAACACACAAGAUUUUGUUAGGUUUGGCUUGAAAAGAUGAAGCUGUUCUGAGGUUCAAAGUGAGCAAAACUCAAAGCACUGCAAACAUUAUCUCCAUCUCAUAGAACUGCAUGUCAAUGUUUCAGUCAUGUCUGACUCAGUGCUGUGUGAAUUGAGUGGCAUCCAGGAACAGACCAGCAGCAAUUAUUAUUCAGUGUCAUUGUGACUUCUAGGCUUGCUCGAGCACUUGUUUGGCCAAGUUUUGUAUUAUCUAAUAGGCUCUUAUAGCAGUUCUAUCACUGACACGAUUGUACUUGUAUGUGAAGUGUUGGUAGAGUUGUAUUUGUUAUAAACUUACUCAUUACAAAUAAAGUCUUCUAACUCUGUUAUUCUCA